AUGUCUGCACACAGCCCCGCUGCUGCUGCUGCUGCUGCUGCUGCUUCUUUGAUAGUUUGCAGCAGUACCGAAGCAACUCGUAGCAAGCGAGCGCUAGAGCCCGCACAUCCCCUUAGAAGAAACGGCAGGCGUGGCUCGUCCUCUGCGUUGGCUCAUCAGCAGGCGCCACAGACCGCGUUCAAGUCACACCAUAAGGAGACCGGGGAGAGCAACUCUGGGGGGAUGGAGAGGGGUGGUGAGCGGUUCAGGGGACGACGGCUGCAGGCUGGACGAGCAUGGCGGGGGAGGGUUCGAGCAAGGGGGUUGGCGCACUGCUCUCUGCUCUCGUGGCAUGUGUGGGCGGCUGUGUUUUCUGUGGCUGCUCUUCUCAGCAGCAGCAGCAGCGGUGGCGUGCUCUUUCGCCCCUUGCAGCACUCCUCCUCUCUCUCAGCUCCUCUCCAAUGUUGCCCCCUCUCCUCCUGCAAGCCACGUCCAUACCUCUCCCACUAUACCCCACCGUUCUGCCCUCUCCCCCCUUCCCAACCCCCCCGUGCUUCUCACCUCCCUCUUUUAGCGCAAGUGCUGCAGCAGCUGAAGGCGGAGUGGGGGCCCGCGUUCCCAGCAGCAGCGUCGUGGACGUCAGGAGCGGCGUGCGAUGCGCUGGUGGGCGUGCUGUGCGACGAGCACGACGACUUCAUCCAGAGCCUAUCCCUCAGAGACAACCAGCUCAACGGUGACUUGCCAUUCUUCCUCAACACCCUCGGAUCUCUCACAGAAUUCACCCCUCUCUUGCUCCCACCAGUACCUAUUCUGCACCACUCUCUGCUCUCUGCAUCUGAUUAUCUCCACGAGCAGAGUCUCUCCACUAGCCAUCCGUGCCGCACUUCGUGCCUUCCUAUCCCUCCCUCCCUCUGUCCCUCUCUCCCCCUUCCCUCCCUCUGUCCCUCUCUCCCCCUUCCCUCCCUCUGUCCCUCUCUCCCCCUUCCCUCCCUCUGUUUCUCUCUCCCCCUUCCCUCCCUCUCUCCUUCCCUCUCGCCCUUCCUCCCCUCAUGCACACCUGCCGUCCUCUCCUCUCUCAUUGUCACACGCUCCAACAAGAACCCUCUCGCUGCAUCCUUGCCUCCAUCUCUCACCCUGCAACACGAAGCACAUUGCAUUGCAUCGAUUCUGAGUCCAGGAAAGAUCACCUCGGUGUCGCAGCUGCAGGGCAACCGGCUGACAGGCAGCUUGCCUGUGGGGCUCAGCGAGCUCGUCUUGCUAUCCUCGCUGUCAGUGCCCCCUGCCUUGCCUUGCCACUGCCCUUAG
This is a messenger RNA of Closterium sp. NIES-65, 1284 nucleotides long. Lineage: Eukaryota; Viridiplantae; Streptophyta; Zygnematophyceae; Desmidiales; Closteriaceae. The record is from the annotation of a GenBank genome assembly.